CGACAGGAGCGACCCACGCUCUCGCUGCCCCAGUCGCUGCAGCCUCGGGCGGAGCGAGGUGAGCGGCGGGCUCUUGGAAGCGGCUCCUCGCUCGGCGCGCGGGAUUCGUACUUGGUUCAGAGAAGCGACAGGCUCUUCGCGGAAGCGACGCGGGGGGAUCCGGAAAGCUCGACGCCUCGUCUUCGUCCCAGAGGAUUCCCAAAGCCGGCAGUGAUAUAGACCAUUGAUUGAUCGCGGAGGUCGGUCGCUGAAGGAGCUGGCGGGCGUGAUGCAACUUCUCCGAGGUUUCCUGGUAGCUCUUGCCCUGCAUGUGGUGGGCGCGCAGAAGAAAGAUGUGAUUCUUCAGAAUAGCAAAACUGAUGGAGCAGUGGUAUCCUUUUUUGAUGUUUGGAAUCGCAGCUCCUGCCAGCCCUUGGAGAAACUGGUCAGUGUUGUAUCAGAAUACCCACAUGAAGUGGAGCACAUGUUCAAACCUUCCUGUGUUUCUUUGCGUCGCUGCUGUGGAUGUUGUAGAGAUGAAGCACUGCAAUGUGUUCCAGUGGAAACGGCCGAUAUCACUAUGGAGCUCAAGAAGAUCAACCCAGAUAAUCAGUUAUCCUUCGUGGAGUUGUCAUUUACUGAACACAGGAAAUGUGAAUGCAGGCCCCGACAAGAUGCUCUGAAGUCAGGGAGGAGGAGGAGACUCAAGGGACGCAGCAAGAAGAAGCGGGCAAAGCAGAGACCCAAAAAUUGAUCUCUAUGUGUGCCAUUUGAUGAUAGCUGUUGCUUUCUCAGCCAAGGGCAGUGCCACAAUGCCUCUUUUUAAAUGCUAAAUCAUCUUCAACAUUCCUCUGCAAUUACAAUUUUGACUGAUGAAUUCAGGGGUCUGGUAACAGCUUGCUCACUUGAAGUGCCAGAGCAAAAAGGGAGGAGUAAAGACAACAUCCAGUGAAAAUAUGUCAGGACAUUCUGAAGGAGAUGUUUAUAUAUAUAUACCUGUUUAUCUCAGUCCAUUCCCUGUCCACACAGAGCUAAUAUUUCACUCUGAUUUUUGCAGAAUUGAGAGUAAAAUGGAAAUACAAGAAAACAGCAGCUGGUUUAUGUUUUAAGUAUUUGGAGUUUGGAGAACUUAAGCUAUUAAGACAAAUGCGAAUACUUCCUCCUGGAUAUUUUCUGGAUAUUAUCUCUCAGUUGAGAAUUGAGAAAUGAAAGGGAAGAAAAGUUUGAGCUACGCUUUGCCAAUCCUUGUUUACGUCUUGUUUUUCACCAGGGUUAAUACCUGGAGAACACUCCUUCCUAUAAAAGAUGUCUAAAGCAACAAAUUAACCUUGAUAAAUAAGAGCUAAAACUCCUUGUCAAGUAAUAUUGUAGAAGUCAGCACUUCAGAAAUCAGAGCCCCAGGCAAGGAAAAAGGGAGAGCAGAGAAUGUGGUUCCUGCUCAAGUUACUAUCAGUUUAGUGUACAUGUAGGCCUUUGUUCCCCUAGGAAAAUUAGUUCUGGAAUAUCCCCACAAAAUCAUUUUUCUCAAGAAAAUGUAAUGUUGUGCUUGACACGUUUUGCUAGCUCUCCUGCAUAACUUGCAGUGGAAAUUGUAACUGCUUAUCAGUGUAUUGGAUUUUGUUCAUACAUGUAGUCCUCGGUUUGCAACCACAGUUGAAACCAACUUUUCCAUUGCUAAGCAAGACAUUUGUGAAUUUGACCCAUUUUGCAACCUUUCUUACCAGUU
This is a messenger RNA of Thamnophis elegans (Western terrestrial garter snake), 1705 nucleotides long. It is a transcript of the gene PGF, whose product is annotated as placental growth factor. The transcript is spliced from 7 exons. Gene Ontology annotation, molecular function: growth factor activity; vascular endothelial growth factor receptor binding; chemoattractant activity. The coding region runs from base 269 to 733 and encodes 154 amino acids. Lineage: Eukaryota; Metazoa; Chordata; Lepidosauria; Squamata; Natricidae. Gene Ontology annotation, cellular component: membrane. Gene Ontology annotation, biological process: positive regulation of protein phosphorylation; vascular endothelial growth factor signaling pathway; positive regulation of angiogenesis. The record is from RefSeq and is a predicted model, not a curated record.